UUCCCCACAUCCAAAACACUCAGCAUUAUUCAUUAUGAAUUCCCUCAAGCUCAUCUCGUUGCUUCUGUUGGCCACGCUCAUGGCCACAAUCACAAUUCCUGAUCUCAUUGACGCUGCAACACUAUCAGAAGAAGAAAGAUUGAAUGUCGAGGAGGAAGAGUUGACAACUUCAUUACGUGUUGCAGGCCGCUUUCUGGCUUCCAAUGGGAAGUCGCCUCGGCUUCAAACAAAGACAUGUGACAAAUACCCUACAGUUUGCCGCGCCAAGGGGAGCCCGGGGCCGUACUGCUGCAAGAAGAAAUGUGUAAACGUGAUGACAGACGAGCUCAAUUGCGGCAUGUGCGGGAAGAAGUGUAAGUUCUCGGAGACUUGCUGCAAAGGGCAGUGUGUGAAUACGAUGUUCAACACCAAGCACUGUGGAGGCUGCAACAAGAAGUGCAAAAAAGGGAAAACAUGCACGUAUGGAAUGUGCAAUUAUUCGUAGAUAUGGUGCUCCAUGUACAUUUCUGGAUCGAGCUCAGGCUGGAUUUAGAGCAGUAAAACUGGUUAAUCGAUUUGUUCAUGGUUUUAAUUAGUGUGUGUGCCUAGUAAUAAAGGCAAGUCAUCGAUAUCUCUCAUGACUUGUCAAUAUUUGUUCAAUUCUUCCAUUUUAUAUUAAUUCAUGCAGAUGUAAUAUUACUGUAUACACAAUUAAGUAUUAGUUUGUAACUUCUCAUCAA
Mangifera indica (mango) is the source of this 719-nucleotide messenger RNA. RefSeq names its product stigma-specific STIG1-like protein 3. The record is from RefSeq and is a predicted model, not a curated record. The transcript has a single exon. NCBI's taxonomy places the organism in Eukaryota, Viridiplantae, Streptophyta, Magnoliopsida, Sapindales, Anacardiaceae. Bases 35 to 484 code for a protein of 149 amino acids.